Messenger RNA from Talaromyces atroroseus, 4836 nucleotides. RefSeq lists its product as hypothetical. Lineage: Eukaryota; Fungi; Ascomycota; Eurotiomycetes; Eurotiales; Trichocomaceae. The record is from RefSeq and is a predicted model, not a curated record. The coding region runs from base 1 to 4836 and encodes 1611 amino acids. Gene Ontology annotation, molecular function: zinc ion binding. Gene Ontology annotation, cellular component: endoplasmic reticulum membrane. The transcript has 2 exons.
AUGGAUACCGAACAAGGCCCGCGUGCCAUGCGCGGUGUUUCUCCGCUCCCUGAUCUUAUGAACGACCCAGCAUAUGCGACGAAUACAGACACCAAAGGGAAAGGGCUCGACGAACCAGACACAUGCCGAAUAUGCCGUGGCGAAGGGUCUGAGGAGGACCAACUGUUCUACCCCUGCAAGUGCAGUGGCAGCAUAAAGUUCGUCCACCAAAGUUGUCUUAUGGAAUGGCUGUCCCAUUCACAAAAGAAGUACUGCGAGCUAUGCAAGACGCCUUUCCGCUUCACAAAAUUGUACGACCCUGGAAUGCCAGCUAAACUUCCAGCUCCAAUAUUCAUAAGAGAACUGGCUAUCCAUGGACUCCGCUCACUACUUACCUGGCUACGUCUUCUCUUGGUUGCUUUUGUAUGGCUUGGAUGGCUACCAUGGUCCAUGCGUGCGAUAUGGCGUGCUCUUUUCUGGCUCGCAGAUGGGCGAUGGCCGAGUCCCAAUGUCGCGCAGUUACCUCCUACCGCCGCAAAUCAAUCUGAUAUACAAACAGGGACGAUUCCAGCACCUAGUGAUCCAGCAGUAUCUGCCGCCACCCAGACUGUCACAAACAUACUACCUGGGGUUUUAUCACCAGUAACGUCAAUUCUAAAUCUGUCCACUGAAGAGCCGUUAGGCUUCGCCAUCGCCAAGCGUGUACUUCUGAAUAUCUUUCUUCCGUCUAUAUCAAUAUCAGGUGGAGGCAACGCCAGCCAAAUCUCUUCAACACCAUCUCUACGUUCACGCCAGCCGUCUUGGCUGUCAAAUGUUACUUUCCUUAAUUCUCUUACACCAUCGCCAACCGUGAACAAUAUUGUUAUUGAUACAUUGGAAGGUCAAUUGAUUACACUGCUGGUGGUUGUGUCUUUCAUAUUGGUGUUUUUGAUUCGCGAGUGGGUUGUUCAGCAACAACCAGCCGUCAACCUUGGCGAGGAAGAGCGGGAUGCUGUGGUGCGACUGAUGGCUGAGAAUCAAAAUCAAGCUAACAACAGGCCUCGCGAUCUUGCUGAGGCGCCCGAGAUGCCUUCGCCAAUUGCUGUUAGAAAUGCGGAUCUUGAGCGACCUGAAAACCAGUCAAGUGUAUACGAAUAUCCCGUUAAUGACGAAGAAAUUUCUAGUACGGGUUCGUUACAGACCUCGCAUGCCUCGUCGGAAUUGACUCCUAUUGAGUCUCGUCCCACUUUCGAAACCCGGGCAUCAGGUUCUCGACCGACAUUGCGAUCAAGAAAUGCUCUUGAUGGAGCUUCGAACAUUCGGCGAACGAUUGAGGAGGCAGUGAAUGAGCCAGGCACUCACACAUGGCCUGGCAUAGAUACAUUCAAAGAUUUUUGGAAUCGUGGCGAAGGAAAUCCCGAUGAAAUUUUGCGUAUCAUACGCGAGGAGGGACGAGAAGACGAGCUAGGCUGGAUUGUGAAUGCGAUGACAACUCUCAACCGAACAAAUACGUCUCGCAGUCCUACUUCGAUUAAUUUUGAUUCUCGAGGUCAUGACGAUGAGACUGUCGGUGAAGGCCCGUCUAGUUCUGGAUAUCAUGCACGUUCAACUUCCAAUGUGUUUCAUCACAAUUCAGAAUCAGAAUCUCUGCCCGGAGUGUCAACAUUUACGCAUUUGGACCCCUUGGAUAGCGCGCAUUCUCAGGAGGACAAUGUGGAUUUGUCUAACAUUCCCCAUGACUGGAAUGAGUGGUCAAUAAGAGAGGAAGAGGAGGAAGAGGACGAGGUGCCGGCCCCUGACAGUGUCGCAGCUAUCGAGACUGAGCGCACUCUCGAAAUUCAAACAUCGUCUAUUGAGCCUCUAGUUGAUGCUACGAGUAAUACACAAAACAAUGAUACAGCUCCUCCUAGCGAGAAUACCCAGGGCUUUCAACAAGGCUUUGUAAAUCGUGUCUUUGAUUGGUUUUGGGGAGAUCUUGCGGCUCCUGAAGAGCCUGGAGCUCAUCUACAAGAUGAUGAGCAUGUCGUGGAAGAUCCUGCUUUAGAGGCACCUUUCGUCCCAUUACCAAAUAGGCACAAUGGAGCUGCUGAUGCAGCAGCCCCUAAUCCAUGGCGUGAACCGGCAGUUCCCCAAGCAGACAAUGAUGCGGAUGCCGUGGAUGAUGGGGACGAUUUUGAAGGAAUUCUAGAAUUGAUAGGCAUACAGGGCCCGAUAUUUGGACUCCUGCAGAAUGGUGUAUUCUGCGCUCUUCUCUUUUCGUUCACGAUAGCAGUCGCCAUCUGGUUACCCUACCUCUGGGGGAAAAUUGCUUUGGUUUUCUUUACAAGUCCGCUUCGACUCAUGAUCAGAGUUCCUUUGGCGAUGCUAUCCAUCACUGCAGACGUCAUUGUUGAUUCUCUCAUUGGUAGUGUCGGGUACGUUUUGUAUGUGGUUAGUCUCAUGAUAAGGAACCUUCUACGGCCGAUAGCUGGAUUCAUACCGCUGUUGGAAAGAAUGCCUCAGGGCACAUCCUUCACGCAUACAUCAUUGACUCUCAUUGAUGGCAGCAGCCAAAGACUUAAGAGGGUGUUAGGUGGAUUUUUCGACUUCCAUGAUACCGAUCUCCCCAUGUUCUCGGUCCUUGCGCAUCAGGCACUACGCAUUCAUGAGGCUCGCAUUGUCAGAUUCUUUGAGUUGUUUUUCGAAGGGGCAAAAUUUGUUCUACAUGACAUGCCUCUCAAGCUUCUUUCUGGGGAUUAUAGGAUCGAUAUGAUGCUUGCGGCUUCAAAGGUUGACAUGACCACUGUUGCGAAUUUUAAGGAAGAGUUAUUCGGCUUUGCCAAAUCUUUAUUCUCGAUUUAUGGCAAGUCAGAGUGGGACAAUGACGUUUCAUUUCUCGUUCACCCUGGGUAUGACCUCGCCCGCUGGGACACAAAAGACCGUGCCAUAGCUAUCGUCACCGGAUAUGUUUUUGCUUCUCUUCUUGGUAUUUUAUAUUUGAAGGUUACUGGCUUUUUCACUGGCACGAACCGCGCUCAGAGACCCGAAGGUGUUGUCGCCGAAAUACUACAUCAAGCUGGUGGCGUCAUGAAAGUAAUCCUUAUUAUCGGGAUUGAAAUGCUCGUCUUUCCCCUUUACUCUGGACUACUCCUAGAUGUAGCUUUGAUGCCGCUAUUUGAAAACGCCACCUUUACGUCGAGACUUGCCUUUACACUAUCAGCGCCACUCACCUCAUUAUUUGUACACUGGUUCAUAGGCACAUGUUACAUGUUCCAUUUUGCUCUCUUUGUAUCCAUGUGCCGUAAAAUAAUGAGAAGCGGCGUACUUUACUUCAUACGUGAUCCCGACGAUCCGAACUUUCAUCCCGUGCGUGAUGUCUUGGAGCGCGAUAUAAUAACGCAGCUACGAAAAAUUGCAUUUUCUGCAUUGGUUUAUGGUGGUUUGGUAAUCAUCUGUUUGGGUGGUGUGGUCUGGGGCUUAUCAUAUGCCUUUGACGGAGUACUUCCAAUUCGCUGGUCAUCAAACACGCCGAUACUCGAAUUCCCUGUCGACUUGCUAUUCUACAACUUCGUCAUGCCUGUUAUUUUGCGAAUAAUUAAGCCAUCAGAUGGCCUGCAUAACAUGUACGAUUGGUGGUUUUACAGAUGUGCUCGAUUUCUACGGCUCUCGGAAUUCCUCCUCGGGGAGAGACACAAGGAUGAAGAGGGGCAUCACGUUGGCCGUACGUGGACAGAUCUCUUGUCCGGUAAGCGAGGCGAUGUAGAGAACCCAGUCAUAACUGAUGAAGAUCGGAAAGCUACAGAAGAGAAAGGCAACAACCUUUUUUUCGUUCGAGACGGAAAGUUUGUGCGCGCUCCAGCUUCGGAUCAAGUUCGCAUUCCUAAGGGAAUCAAGGUCUUCCUUGAGGUGACCGAAGACAAUGAGCGUGUGGACAAUAUUGCAGACAAUGAUGAGGGUCUACAUGGCAAACAUAACGAGAUGUUCAUUCAAGUCUACAUUCCGCCACAUUUUCGACUACGAAUUUUCACUUUCAUUUUCAUGAUCUGGGUCUUCGCAACAGUCACAGGAAUUGGUGCAACUAUUUUGCCACUGGUUAUAGGUCGCCGCUUGCUCUCGUCCUUUUUCCCACAAUUCGUUCGAAUGAACGACAUUUACGCAUUCUCCGUCGGUAUCUCCAUUUCUGUGAGUACUGCAUACGCAGUUAUCUAUAUGAAAUCUGGAUACAGAAAAUUGCAAGCGAGUUUGCAGCCGAUGCUGUCAAAUCCCGGUCAAGCAGCAAGCGAUACUGCGGAGAUCAUACUUUGUGUCAUGCGAUUAGUCUAUCUGUCGGCGGCAUUUGUCUUCCUGAUUCCAUCCCUAUCUGCGUUGCUUACGGAGCUCUACGUAUUUAUUCCUGUGCAAACGUAUAUGCACAGCCAAGAAACACAUGUUAUUCAUUUCGUUCAGGAUUGGGCUGUGGGCGUCCUUUACGUGCAGAUGGUUUACAUUUAUAUCCAGUGGAGGUCUACCUCCCGACUCGCAACGGCUCUUAACACAAUAGCGCGCGAUAACUGGCUGCGACCCAAUACACGUCUGGCUACACGAGCGCUUAUUUUACCGGCUCUGAUCCUGACGUUCUUCGCUGUAUCUUUACCCUUAUGUUUGGGUUUCGUCGCCAACGAAACAAUUUUCCCACGCUCGGGCUCAGAUGUACAGUCGCGGGUCUAUCGCUAUUCAUACCCUGCAUCUCUCGCAGCAUGCUUAUUGAUCUACGCAUUCUAUCUACUUCGCAGACAGAUUGGCGUUUGGCGAGCGAACAUCCGCGACGAAGUGUACCUGAUUGGUGAGCGAUUACACAAUUUGGGAGAAAAAAGAGCUAGGGACGUUACAGCGGUGCGUCGGCGAGUGAGUACGGCAUAG